Pogona vitticeps (central bearded dragon) is the source of this 855-nucleotide messenger RNA. RefSeq names its product phosphatidylethanolamine binding protein 1 (gene PEBP1). The record is from RefSeq and is a predicted model, not a curated record. Lineage: Eukaryota; Metazoa; Chordata; Lepidosauria; Squamata; Agamidae. Gene Ontology annotation, biological process: negative regulation of MAPK cascade.
GGUUGGAGGAGGCGGCUGCCAUUCAGGAGGGAGCGGCCCGGGACUGCUGCGCGGUUGAGUUUCGCUCGCUGCUCGCCCGUGGAGGAAGAUGCCCGUGGAUCUGGCCGGCUGGGGGGGACCCCUGAGCCUCCAGGAGGUGGAGGAGAAGCCGGCCGCCCCCUUGCGCGUCUGCUACGGGUCGCUGGAGAUCGACGAGCUGGGCAAAGUGCUGACGCCCACCCAGGUUAAGAAUCGCCCAACGACUAUUGAGUGGGAUACCUGUGAUCCAGAGAAACUUUAUACCUUGGUUCUUACUGACCCAGAUGCACCUAGCAGGAAAAAUCCAAAAUUCAGGGAGUGGCAUCACUUCCUGUUGACCAACAUGAAGGGCAACGAUCUCAACAGUGGCUGUGUCAUGUCUGACUAUGUUGGAUCUGGGCCCCCUAAAGGAACAGGGCUCCAUCGCUACGUGUGGCUGGUCUAUGAGCAGCCCCAGCAGCUCGACUGCAACGAGCCCGUCCUCACCAACCGCUCCGGGGAUCAGCGUGGCAACUUCCAGGUGGCGCAUUUCCGCAAGAAGUACAAGCUGGCAGCCCCAGUGGCUGGCACGUGUUACCAGGCCGAGUGGGACGACUAUGUGCCAAAGCUCUACGAGCAGUUGUCUGGAAAAUGAAGACGGGGCCCUUCUGCUGUUCUGAUGCCCACUCUCCUCCCCGAUCCUUUCCCACGUAGUGUUGAAUCAAUUGCGUAAAUGCUAAUGGAUACCCUAAAUGUCUUCUGACACUUGCACGGGGCUGGCUGCUCUCCCCUCCCAUUAAUUGUUCAUUCCUUGCAAAAUUUAAAACAAACAUUAGAAAGUUUGCAUAACCAAAAAAA